AUGAUUUCAUACAUCAAUUACUUCGUUUCAUACACCAAUACUCCAGGGUCGUGCCGAACCCCAAACCUCAGGAAAGUUUUUCAGAUACAGACACUCCAAAAGCUAGAAAUCCGCAGUUUCCCCUUCACAACACCCAACAUAGCACCGGUAAUGUUGCGGCUAUUACUUAGAAACUCGCGUCUCGCCCCAAGAAGGCUUCCAGCCACAACACGUAUUACCGUGGCUUCAUAUAACACUGCCCAACUCGAUACCUCUCUUGGUCCAAAAUACGAUAGUAUUACCGACUAUGGCUCCUACAGAAACAGUGUUUUCACGCAUAGAUUGCCUGAAUCUACCGCACUGCAGUCGCCUCAGUUGGCAGCCUUGCAUUCUCGUUUGAGAUUGCCCCAAGAGUACACAUUCUCCACGUUAUCCCAGGCGCUUAACAUGGAUAAGUUCGGUGGGUUGGCUAACAACUUCGGUCUCAGCACUUUGGGUAAAACUUUCCUUUCAUACUAUAUCUCGGAGCACUUGCUCUUGAAAUACCCACGUCUUCCCAUGCCAGUGCACAAUGCUGCCGUGGAUGCCUACAUGGGAGUCGAGGUCUUAGCUGAAAUCGGUAGAUCGUGGGGAAUUGAGGUGGACCGCUCUUCCAAAUUGGACAAGGCAUUGGCUAAGGAACCAGAGUUCUUGCAGUAUGGCCGCUUGAGAUAUCUUUCCGAGAGAUCGAAGGAGCUCAAGGCCGAGGAGACUGGCGUGCACGAGUUGUCUGCCGAAGAGCUCCAAACCAUGAACAACAGUACUCAUCAGUUCGUGCACAGAGAGACCGAGGCAUUUGCUUCUUCUGUGAGAGCUAUCAUCGGUGGUAUUUACACCCACUGCGGCGAAGAGGCCACCAAGACUUUUAUUCACAGCCACAUUUUGUCGCGCAAGGUGCCUUUGCAAGAGAUGUUCCAAUUCAGCAGACCUACCAUGGAGUUGGCUAGAGUUUGUGAGAAGUUGGGUCUUGAAGACCCCCUUGAAAUACGACUCAUAGCCGAGACCGGUCGUUUGUCAUCGCAUGCCAUCUUCAUGGCUGGAGCUUUCGUAGGCAAGGAGAAGUUGGGCGAGGGUGUUGGGUCUUCCUUAGGCGAAGCCAAGACCAGAGCCGUGGUGAAUGCAUUGAUUUCAUACUACAUGUACUCUCCAAUCAGCGCCGAGGGUACUGAGAUCAAGUUGCCCAGCGAGGAGAAGUACCAAUUCGAGGGUAUUGUGGGAACCGGUGACGUUGCUAUAUAA
Australozyma saopauloensis is the source of this 1257-nucleotide messenger RNA. It is a transcript of the gene MRPL3, whose product is annotated as mitochondrial 54S ribosomal protein mL44. Gene Ontology annotation, cellular component: mitochondrion. Lineage: Eukaryota; Fungi; Ascomycota; Pichiomycetes; Serinales; Metschnikowiaceae. The transcript has a single exon. Bases 1 to 1257 code for a protein of 418 amino acids. Gene Ontology annotation, molecular function: structural constituent of ribosome; ribonuclease III activity. The record is from RefSeq and is a predicted model, not a curated record. Gene Ontology annotation, biological process: RNA processing.